GUCUAUGGCGUCGCCGUCUUCCCCGACGGCCGGCGCGUCGUCUCCGGGUCGCACGACAAGACGGUCAAGGUCUGGGACGCGGCCACGGGCGAGUGCGUCGCGACGCUGGCCGGGCAUUCGGGUUGGGUCUCGAGCGUCGCCGUCUUCCCCGACGGCCGGCGCGUCGUCUCCGGGUCGGGCGACGGGACGGUCAAGGUGUGGGACGCGGCCACGGGCGAGUGCGUCGCGACGCUGGCCGGGCAUUCGGGGACCGUCAUGAGCGUCGCCGUCUUCCCCGACGGCCGGCGCGUCGUCUCCGGGUCGAAGGACAAGACGGUCAAGGUCUGGGACGCGGCCACGGGCGAGUGCGUCGCGACGCUGGCCGGGCAUUCGGGUUGGGUCUCGAGCGUCGCCGUCUUCCCCGACGGCCGGCGCGUCGUCUCCGGGUCGGGCGACGGGACGGUCAAGGUGUGGGACGCGGCCACGGGCGAGUGCGUCGCGACGCUGGAAGGGCAUUCGAGUGAGGUCUACGGCGUCGCCGUCUUCCCCGACGGCCGGCGCGUCGUCUCCGGGUCGGACGACGAGACGGUCAAGGUGUGGGACGCGGCCACGGGCGAGUGCGUCGCGACGCUGGCCGGGCAUUCGGUUUCCGUCUUGAGCGUCGCCGUCUUCCCCGACGGCCGGCGCGUCGUCUCCGGGUCGAAGGACAACACGGUCAAGGUCUGGGACGCGGCCACGGGCGAGUGCGUCGCGACGCUGGCCGGGCAUUCGAAUUGGGUCCGGAGCGUCGCCGUCUUCCCCGACGGCCUGCGCGUCGUCUCCGGGUCGUGGGACAAGACGGUCAAGGUGUGGGGUUGCUGA
Molecule: messenger RNA, 840 nt
Organism: Aureococcus anophagefferens
Lineage: Eukaryota; Pelagophyceae; Pelagomonadales; Pelagomonadaceae
Exons: 7
Biological process (GO): negative regulation of transcription by RNA polymerase II
Cellular component (GO): transcription repressor complex; nucleus
Molecular function (GO): protein binding
Source: RefSeq, a predicted model, not a curated record